Messenger RNA from Camellia sinensis, 2909 nucleotides. The record is from RefSeq and is a predicted model, not a curated record. Lineage: Eukaryota; Viridiplantae; Streptophyta; Magnoliopsida; Ericales; Theaceae.
AUUAUCUAAUUCAGUGUUUUUUUUAUUUUAUUAUUAUUAUUAUUAUAUUUUUUUUUUGGUGAAUGUUUGCUAUGAAGUUUAGAGGAAUCAACCCUAAUCUUUAAUAGAAGUACUUUCAUUUUUGUCCCAUGUUUAGUUGAGUUGAAAAUUUCAAAAGCUAGAUUGGUAAUUAGGAUGGAAAUAUUUUUUUUUUAAAAAAUAAUUUUUUAGGAUUUAGUAUUUUUGUGUUUUUAAUUCCCUUUUCACAAGUUUAUGUUUUCUUUUCCCUCCCCCCCCGCCCCCCCUUUCCCCCUUUUUUUUUCAUUUUUUUAUUUCCAUUGAUUUUUUUGGUCUAUAUUGGAUAUAUGAUGUUUCUGAUUCCUGUAUAUGUGGCUGCUUAUUUCCCAAAUGGUUUCAUGGUUUGUAACUUUGUAUUAGGUUCUAAGGAAUUGUGAGGACAUGAUAUUGUAGGAAAGGAAUCAGAAAUAGUUUUGAAUUUGAAAUUUCUAUUUUUAAUACAAUUUUAUUUUCUCUAGAAGCAACCUUUGUGACAAUGAACUUUCUUCAUGCUAGCUUGUGAAAUUUCCUUGCUUUUUCUAGUAAUCCCAAUUCUGAUUAACAAUUAUAGAUGUGACAUAAUUUAUAUAUAUCUCGGUCUCAGUAUACUAUAUAUACGAAAGAUGUCUACUUCAGAUGUUGACUUUAGUUUUUGGAUAGAAGUUCUGAACAGAUCACUGAUUGUUUUUUACUGCUUGGUGGUAUUUGAUUCACUUUCAUUUGCAUGUGUCGAAACUUUUUUAUGAAUUGUAUUAUGAGUAAAGCAUAAAAUAUGAUGAGUUUACUUUCAAACUUUAUGAUGGAGUCAUGUGCUUCUGACCUCUAAUUUCUGAGUUCAAUGGAGUUGUCAGACUAGAACACAGAUUGUGAUUCUUAAUUUGAAAUAGUUAAACUGCUUCAAACCAAGUUGGUAAGAUAAAAAAAUUGUUAACUGAACUUCAGCUAGGCUUAGUUUGGCUGCAUAUUAAAUUCAUGAACUUUGGUACCAUAUAAUAUAUGUUUUAAUUCUUCUUCUUCCUUUUGCUAUUUUCAUGUCACUUAUCCUUGAUUACAGGGAAAUCUUCUUCCCAUGCUUUUAAAUUUAUCACUUGCCAUACAUUUUUGAAGAUCCAACAAUAGCUAUGUUCCUUUCUUGUUGGUUGUUGAAGCAGAAUUAACGCAGGAGAGGUUGAUGGAAGAGCCUCUGUGGCAAAAGAAUGAGGAGAGGAAAUUGGUGCCAACAUCAAUGGCAUUUGUGGAAGAGCUGAAGAAGGUGAGCCACAUAGCAGCGCCGAUGGUGGUGGUGACAAUGUCACAAUACCUCUUGCGUGUUGUACCAAUGAUAAUGGUGGGGCACAUCAGUGAGCUCUACCUUUCCAGUGCUGCAAUUGCCACCUCUGUCACCAAUGUUUCCGGCUACAGUGUUGUUUUUGGAAUGGCUAGUGCAUUGGAAACUCUAUGUGGGCAAGCUUACGGCGCAGGUCAAUAUCGGAAGCUGGGAAUUUAUACUUAUGGAGCAAUUCUCUCUCUCAUUCUGAUUUGUAUACCAAUAUCUCUUCUUUGGGUCUUCAUGGUCAAACUACUCGUGUUCUUUGGCCAAGACCCUUCAAUUUCAGUGGAAGCUGGAAAAUACUCAAUUUGGCUCAUUCCAUCACUGUUUCCUUAUGCCAUUCUUGAAUCACUGGUUCCUUAUUUGCAAACUCAGAGUUUGAUCCUUCCAAUGCUCUUAUGCUCGCUUGUAACUUUAUCUUUCCAUAUGCCUCUUUGUUGGGCUUUGGUAUUUAAGUUUGAAUUAGGAACUGAGGGAGCAGCGUUGGCAAUUGGUUUAUCGUAUUGGGUAAAUGUGAUCUUGCUAGGGAUUUACUUGAAGUAUUCUCCAGUUUGUGAAAAAACCCGUGCUUCCUUCUCAAAGGAUGUUUUCCUAAGCAUUGGGGAGUUCUUAUGCCUGGCUCUUCCUUCUGCUGGAAUGGUUUGUCUUGAAUGGUGGUCAUUUGAACUGGUCAUAUUGUUGUCUGGGCUUUUAUCAAACCCAGAACUUGAAUCUUCUGUUCUUUCAAUAUGCCUUACAACUACUUCAUUGCACUACCUCAUACCAUAUUCUAUUGGUGCCGCUGCAAGCACUAGGGUUUCAAAUGAGUUAGGAGCUGGGAAUCCACAGGCUGCUCGACUGGCUGUUUGCACUGUAAUGGUUCUUGCAGUUGCAGAGGCAAUUAUUAUAAGCACAAUUCUGUUCUGUUGCCGCUUUGUUCUGGGAUACGCAUACAGUGAGGAGAAGGAAGUUGUGGACUAUGUCAAAGAAAUGACUCCUCUUGUUUGUUUCUCAAUCACCAUGGACAGCUUACAAGCAGUACUAUCCGGGGUUGCCAGAGGAAGUGGGUGGCAGCAUGUUGGAGCCUACAUCAAUUUUGGGGCAUUUUAUCUGAUUGGAAUACCAGUAGCUAUUGUAUUGGGUUUUGUUCAACAUUUAAGUGGAAAGGGGAUUUGGAGCGGAAUAGCAACAGGGUCGACAGUGCAAGUCAUUUUGCUUUCUUCUGCAACAUGCCUAAUUAAUUGGCAAGAAGAGGCAACUAAGGCAAGGGAAAGGAUAUUUAAUUAAGGGGAGAUUUGUGGCUGACAAUGAAUUGAUCAGUUGAACGCUCAAAUCUUAAUUAUGUUACUCAGCAACUGUUUUUCCUGGUACCAUUUGAGACUUGUAAGUUAACAACUUUUGUUCCGCGGAUCCACUUUUUUCAAGUUUUGAUAUGAGAGAGAGAGAGAGAGAGAGAGAGAGAGAGGUCAUAUUACCAAAAUGAUUCUUUUGUGCUUUAGAUAGAAUUUUAACUCGCUUUGUAGUUAAUCAGAGAGUCCUUAUCAGAAACACUAAUUAUAACCGUACAAGGUUAUUUUGGAUGAGA